AUGGUCAAGGUUGGGUUCAUCACUUCCUAUCAAACACUAUUUGCAAAAGCCCUCGGUCGUCUGUCUCUUUCUGCCACUCCUCUUCCCCGUGCGCCCCCUCGUUUCCUUCUCCAGCAACAAAGCUCAUUGACGCGUCACAACCUCUCGCAGCUACAGCAGCUCGCCAUCAUCACGAAAGCGUCCAAAGGAACCUACAACAACUCUCCUGUGUGCCAGCGUUCGUCCUCACGCCCGCCCACCAUCACCCACUUCCGCGCCACCACUGCCGCUGCCUCCACGCCCUCUGCACCACCACCACACCCUCCAACCCUCCCACCCUCCACCGCCACAAUGGGUGCUGUUAUGUCCGUCCCCGGUCCCACCUCCGCGUCCGAGUGGCAGCUGGAGUGGGAGGAAGCCGCCCGCGAGCGUGGCGGUCGCCGCCCUCCCGUCUACGAGGAGCUGCCCAUCUUGCGCGGAAUACCGAAGAUGAUGUUUUUGACAUGGCCGGCCAACGAGAGGCGUGCGACGCUGAAGAAGGCCCUGGCGUUGUGGGAGGAGGAGUGCGCUGAGGAGCAACGCAAGAAAGCCGAGCUGGCUGCUCGAGUCUGCGCCGCACUCGCGAAGAGCGACAAGCUGAGCGAGAGGUACGAGAGGGAGAAGCAGAAGAGGACGGAGAGGGAGGUGAUGGAGAAGAUUGAGGAGCCGAAGUGGAGGAAGGAGGAGGCGGAGAAGAAGGAGAGAGAGGAGAGAGAGAGGCGGGAGAGGGAGCAGAGGGAGGGAGCGGAGCAGGGAGAGGGGGUGAAGAAGGAGGAGGGAGAGGGAGGGAAGAAGAAGGCCAAGAAAGGGAAGAAGGCCAAGAAGAGUGGCAAGUAG
This is a messenger RNA of Mytilinidion resinicola, 855 nucleotides long. RefSeq lists its product as uncharacterized. The record is from RefSeq and is a predicted model, not a curated record. The transcript has 3 exons. Bases 1 to 855 code for a protein of 284 amino acids. Lineage: Eukaryota; Fungi; Ascomycota; Dothideomycetes; Mytilinidiales; Mytilinidiaceae.